This is a messenger RNA of Alosa sapidissima (American shad), 638 nucleotides long. RefSeq names its product cytosolic phospholipase A2 gamma-like. Gene Ontology annotation, molecular function: calcium-dependent phospholipid binding; calcium ion binding. Gene Ontology annotation, cellular component: cytosol; nucleoplasm; nuclear envelope. NCBI's taxonomy places the organism in Eukaryota, Metazoa, Chordata, Actinopteri, Clupeiformes, Clupeidae. The transcript has 4 exons. Gene Ontology annotation, biological process: glycerophospholipid catabolic process. The coding region runs from base 21 to 638 and encodes 205 amino acids. The record is from RefSeq and is a predicted model, not a curated record.
UAUGUGUUCCUUCCCAGAACAUGGUUCCUCGUGUGGCACUGUUGGGUUCUGGGGGUGGCCAAAGGGCCUACAUCGGCUUCCUUGGUGUUAUGCGGCAGUUGGGAAAAGAAGAUCUCCUAGGAUGCAUGCAGUAUGUGGCCGGAGUCUCUGGAUCCACAAGGUGCAUGUCCUCAUUGUAUCAAGACCCACAGUGGACACAGCAUGCAGAGGAGGCUGCAAAUGCAGCACUGUUGAGCAUGUCUAACAAGAACAGUGUGUCAUUCCAUGAUGGCGUCCAGUGGUUCAAGCAGAGAUAUGCGGAAGGAGAUUUUUCCCUCUCUGAUGUGUGGGGGGUGCUUACUUGCAGAAUAAAGGGUGUAUCUCUGGAGCAGGAGUGUCGACCUCUAGACCAAGAGGGAAAUGGAGCCCGUCUGUACCCGCUCUACAGUGCAAUGGAAAAACAUUGCUUUCACAAGGAACAGCAAAAAGAAAUGUGGUCUGAGUUCAGCCCCCAUGAAGUUGGCUUCCUAGAGCCUGGAGCUUACGUGAAGACAUCAUUGCUGAAGAGGGACUUUGAGGGAGGGAUAAUGCAACCUGGUCAGCCUGUGCAGAGGAAGCCAAUGGACAUGGUUCAACUGCAAGGUUAUCUUUUGCUAUAA